This is a messenger RNA of Chelmon rostratus (copperband butterflyfish), 2779 nucleotides long. RefSeq names its product zinc finger protein 664-like. Gene Ontology annotation, cellular component: nucleus. The transcript has 2 exons. Gene Ontology annotation, biological process: regulation of transcription by RNA polymerase II. The coding region runs from base 86 to 1516 and encodes 476 amino acids. Gene Ontology annotation, molecular function: DNA-binding transcription activator activity, RNA polymerase II-specific; RNA polymerase II cis-regulatory region sequence-specific DNA binding. NCBI's taxonomy places the organism in Eukaryota, Metazoa, Chordata, Actinopteri, Chaetodontiformes, Chaetodontidae. The record is from RefSeq and is a predicted model, not a curated record.
UAGGCUGAGUGCAGGUAUUGAAUGCACGAGGAGACGAUAUUGAAGUCGUCCUGUUAUUAAUUAUUGAAUUAGUGAUUAAGCAACAAUGUCUUCGGUUCAGCAUCUGAGAGAGUUUGUCAACGAGCGGCUAACUGCUGCUGCUGAAGAAAUAUUCACAGUUUUUAAAAAGACGAUCGUGGAGUUUGAGGAAGAGAUCAACCGUCAGCGCAAACUGCUGGAUGUCGUUUGGAAACCCGAAAUUAAAUUGCACAGGAUAGAGCUCCCACAGCAACAUGUCUGUAAGGAGGAAGAGGAGGAGGUUGUGGCUGAGCAGCAGCUCUGUAACCCGGACAGGAACUCCAGUCCAGACCAAGAGGACCCAGAACCUCCACAGAUGAAAGAGGAACAGGAGGAAGUCUGCAGCAGUCAGGAGGGAGAGCAGCUUGUACUGAAGCAGGAGACUGAUACCUUCAUGUUGACCCCUACUUGUGAGGAAAGUGACCACCAGCUCAUGUCCCACACCUGUCAUGGAGCUGAGAGCCAAGAUCAGAAAGGAGGCAGACAUGAAGAUUCAGGAUCAGCUAGAAACGCAGAGCCAAAAGCAAAGAAAAGAAAUCAGAAACAGAAACAUGACAGUAACAAUAUACACAACCCUAACUUGUCAGAGAUUGACAGUGAUACUCAGAGAGUUGAAAAGUGUUUCAAGUGUGACACAUGUGGGAAAGCUUUUAAAUAUAAGUCCCAAUUUGAUGUACAUUUGAGAAGUCACACAGGUGAGAAGCCGCGUGUGUGUAACACCUGUGGGAAAAGAUUCUCUUCGACAUCGGCAUUGAAUGCUCAUAUAAAAAUCCAUAUAGGUGAGAAACCAUAUUUGUGUAACACCUGUGGGAAAAGAUUCUCUUCGACAUCGGCAUUGAAUGCUCAUAUAAAAAUCCAUACGAGUGAGCAACCAUAUUCGUGUAACACCUGUGGGAAAAGAUUCAAUUAUAUGUCAGCGUUGAAUGCUCAUACAAGAAUGCACACAGGUGAGAAACCAUAUUUGUGCAACACCUGUGGAAAAAGAUUCACUCACAUGACAACAUUGAUCUGUCACAGUAGAAUCCAUACAGGUGAGAAACCAUAUUCGUGUACCACGUGUGGGAAAAGAUUCAGUCAGCUGUCAGCAUUGAACACUCAUGCAAGAAUCCACACAGGUGAGAAGCCAUAUUUGUGUGACACCUGUGGGAAAAGAUUCAGUCACUUGGCAGCAUUGAUCUGUCACAGAAGAAUCCACACAGGUGAGAGGCCAUAUCCAUGUACCACCUGUGGGAAAAGAUUCAUUCAGAUAUCAGCCUUGAACAAUCAUGCAAAGAUCCACACAGCUGAGCCAUAUUCAUGCAACACCUGCAGGAAAAGAUUUACUGAAAAGUCUGAAUUAGAAAUACAUAUGAGAGCACACACAGAUGAGAAGUCGUACCUUUGCAAGACCUGCAAUAAAAGAUUCUCUAAGAUGUCAGCCCUGAAACAGCACACAAGAAUCCACACAGGUAGAAAAUAAUCAGAAAACAUCGGAGGGUUAUGAGACUUAAUGGUGCUGUGGUAGUCCACAUGAGAAGAGGCCACACUGGAGUGUAGCAGCUCGACCAGCACCUGGUCGAGCUGCUACACAAUAAAUGUUGCAUGUUAUAGAAAUUAAAUAAAAAGUGGCAUUGACAGGGGCCAUUCUGCAUAGUGAUUAUUUCAGUGAGUCUUACUGUAAAUAGGUUUUGUUCACAAUACGUCCAUAGUUUUACUGAACAUUUCAAAUGCACCGUGAAUCACACUGUGGUGUUUCUACUUAAAUAUUCUUAAUACUUCUCCCACCACUGCUUAUUUGUAUUUUUUAUAAACAUCAUGAUCUGCGACAGAACUGAAGAGAUGGAUCUUAGCUGAAACUACUAGUUUAGAAAAGAUUACGUAGUUUCCUCGUGGAAUGAAGAGAGGUAGAGAGGUCGCAAAUCAUUGCGACUGAUAUUAAACAGACAAGUUGUGAGAAUUAAAAAAGCCAUCAACUGAAAGCAGAAAGAUCCCGCACGUCCAAAAGCGGAAGUAAAAAAGUUCAAGCGCCAAUUUCGUUGGCUGAGUGCAGGUAUAGAAUGAACAAGGAGGCGACAUUGAAGUCGUCCUGUUCCUAAUUCCUGAGUUAGUGGCAUUGAACACAAGUCCCAGUCAUAUAAACACGUGAGAAGACACACAGGUGAGAAGCCAUAUUCAUGCAACACCUGUGGGAAAAAAUUCAAUCACAUGUCAGCAAUGAACUGUCAUGUCAGAAUCCGUAAUUUGAACAAAUGCAGUGAAAUUAAUACAUACAUAGUCUAAAUACUGUGUACUUUUAUUUGAGUAUUGGCAAUAUAUAGCUACACUACCAGUCAAAAGUUUGGACACACCUUCUCACUCAAUGUUUAUUAUUACUUUCUACAUUGUAGACUUAUACUGAAGACAUCAAAACUAUGAAGGAACACAAAUGGCAUUAUGAAGUAAACAGAAAGGGUUAAAAAAAACAUAAUAUGUUUAAUAUUUUAGAUUCUUCGAAGUCGCCACCUUUUGCUUUGAUGACAGCUUUGCACACUCUUGGCAUUUAAUCAGCUUCAUGAGGCAGUCACCUGAAAUGGUUUUCCAGCAGUCUUGAAAGAGCUCCCAGAGGUGCUGAGCGCUUGUUGGCUGUUUUGCCUUCACUCUGCGGUCCAACCCAUCCCAAACCUUCUCAUCUGGGUUUAGGUCAAGUGAUUGUGGAGGCCAAGUCAUCUGACGCAGCACUCCAUCACUCUCCCUCUUGGACAAA